Messenger RNA from Neoarius graeffei (lesser salmon catfish), 7724 nucleotides. It is a transcript of the gene scn4ba, whose product is annotated as sodium channel, voltage-gated, type IV, beta a. The record is from RefSeq and is a predicted model, not a curated record. Gene Ontology annotation, cellular component: membrane; voltage-gated sodium channel complex. Lineage: Eukaryota; Metazoa; Chordata; Actinopteri; Siluriformes; Ariidae. Gene Ontology annotation, molecular function: transmembrane transporter binding; sodium channel regulator activity. The transcript has 5 exons. Gene Ontology annotation, biological process: regulation of ventricular cardiac muscle cell membrane repolarization; regulation of sodium ion transmembrane transporter activity; cardiac muscle cell action potential involved in contraction. The coding region runs from base 84 to 815 and encodes 243 amino acids.
ACACACACACACACACUGGAGGACGAAGCCAAAGGAAAGCAAGACAGACAGACAGACAGACAGACAUACAAGAAAACAGGCAGAUGGACAAACGUGCACAUGGAAAAGUGGACAUGGACGUGGUGAGGACGAAAGGAUCGUCCCUGCACAGAAGCACAAGAUCUGGUGAUGGGGUCCAUACUAGCAUAGUCAUCACCCUGCUGAUUGGGGUAUGGUGUGCACAGGCAUUGGAAGUAUCAGUGGGGAAGGUUAGCUUUGUUGAGGUGAUGAAUGGUAGCUCGGUACUCUUACCUUGUACCUACAGUAGCUGCAUCGGCAUCAAGAAUCUGUACUUCAACUGGAAGUAUAAUGACAAUGGGACAAUGGAAAUGCUUUGUGAUGGCAUCAUCCCAGCUGAGGGUUUGGAGCCCCACGUGAUGAUCCACCAUGAGCGUGUGAUGUUUGUGGGCUCCAGUAAGGAAAAUAACAUCUCUGUCCUGCUGUCAAAUGUCACCUUUGAGGAUGAGGGCGAGUACACGUGCUUUGCUCGCAACCCCAAAGAGAAGAACCGAAACCACAGUGCCGUAUUCAACCUCAUCGUCGUUGACCAGCUUAAGGAAGUGGACAACACGGUGACGAUAAUCAUUGUAUCUGUGAUUGGAGGGCUUAUUGGGUUGAUCAUUAUCAUCAUGGCAAUAAAGGCAGUGGUCAACCACUUUCUCAACAAGGCCCAAGAGAAAAAUAAAGAGUGCCUUGUGAGUUCUUCAGGAAAUGACAACACAGAAAAUGGCCUUUCAGGAUCCAAAGCAGACAACAAAGCAUCACCAAAGGCAUAAAAAUAUAAGUCCAUGUGCAUAAAUCUGCAGAUAUGUGGAUACAGAGUUAAAGCUAUACAUGCAGUAUGGACCGUUUUAUCUUUAUGGAAAACAAAAUGCAAAUAUUAAUUCAGAUAUAUUCUAGAAAUGUGCUCAGUAUAUUUUAGAAGUAUUUAGUCUGAUUUUUGGGCUGGAUUGCACACCUUUAGACGACGGUCAAUUUCCAAGGAGCUUAAGUGUACAGUACGGUACAAAAGUCUUAGAUACAAGAAAAGAAAAAUCUGUCGGUAAAAAUGCCUUCAACAGAAAUGAAACAAAAAAUAUCCCAUAAAGAGCAGUAAACAGUCAUGAAGUAAACAAAAUCAAUAUUUGGUGUCAAAUAUUCUGGAGACUUGGUCACACUUACUGCUUUUUGCAGGUAAAACCGAACAUGAUGUUGGAUUAUUAUUAUUUUUUUUAAUUGACAUACAAACAUGUUUCUGGACCACUGAAGAUUUUUUGUUGAAAAAGUAAUGUUUGAAAAUCUAAAAUGUUUCAGUACAGACUAAAAAAAAGAAAAUUAGAAGUCACAAAAGUCGAUAAAAUUUGUGAUCAAGAAACGAGGGUGUCUAAGACAUUUAAACAGUACUGUAUCUGUACACAUAGAACAUACAGACAGGUGACAAAUUAAAGGAAAAAAAACAAGGUGGCUGAAAACAUUACUCUUAUUUCUCAGUGAUGUGAAGAACACUUAGUUUUCUAAUUUAGUUUUUUCUCACAAAUCACACGACUGCCUGAGCGUCAUGGUCACUAAAUGUUGAAACAUCACCAGCCGUCUUUGUGACUGAAACUCCUGCCAUCUUUUUGCCAGUGUUCCUUCAAAGAUGUUUUCCGUUUCUCUUCUUGAUCGACGAUGGUCACAUGAGCCAUAAGUGACUUGAUCGUGCUCAGCACUCCACAGGGUGGGACGCGAAACAUUUCAUCGUCCCAGUGUUUCUCCACUCAUUUAUUCAGGGCUGUUCUUUAAUUUGUCACCUGAAUGUGUUCAUGUGUUCGUGUUAAAGUAGACCCUCCCCUGGGUGUAAUUCAAAUAUUUUAAUGUGAACAAAAUCCACACUGCCUUUUGGAUUAAAUAUUAACCAUAACUACAAGUGUCUACAAUCUGCAGCCCAGAUCUGAGCCACCUUGUGAAAGGUAUAAAGGGGAUAUCCAGCCCAGAAUCACAAACAUUUUAUUUGCAAACACAUGUCCUGGAGGUCCAGAACACUUGACUUGGAUGUGUUCUCUGCUCCAACACAUCUGAUUUCACACACAUUGGAUGAUUAAAGAAGAGGUUUAUUAGCUGUGUUAGAAAAGAGAAACUCUUGUUAAGGUCCUGUAGCCUUCCAGGACAGCUUUAGUGUAUUACUGAUAUCUAUAAUGAUAUACAUAUAUAAUAUUUAAAAAAAAACACACGUGCCUGCUAAUGCUUCCAACUUUUCUUGCUUUUAGGGAGUCUUUAACUGCUAUGAAAAUUUAUCUGCUAUGUAAAGGGGGGGAAAGAAAAAAAUCUUCCUAUAGAAGAAGUUCUUUAGUAAAUUAAGACAAUCCCACCCCUUUAAGAAGAAGAAGAAAAAAGUUUCUCUCUGCGGAAAACGAAUGAUCCUUUCUGAUGCUGCUUUUAACAAGUUAACCAAUGCAUUUUUUUUAAGGAACAAAAAAGAAAGCAUGUAAAUGAUUUAUGUGUGUGCUCUUACCGGCUUCCCACUGCACUCAGACCACAACCGAGUGAAAUGAUCCGCUGUUGGGAGAAAGAGGAGGUCUGUUUAUAGUCUGAGUGUCAUAAAUGUACCCACUUUAUGAGUGUACGGUAUUAGGAUGGAGAGAGAGAGAGAGAAAGAGCAAGCAAGCUGAGUGACAAGCACAAACAAUACAACUCAGUGUAUAAAAAUCCUGAAACCAUAUUUAUUAUUACAAGUACAGAACUGCUUGUAAUAGUAAUAGUGGUAUUGCAAAUUAUUGCUGGGUUUCAGUCACGUGAAUUUUCAUAGCAGUUUUACCGGAAGUGAAAUAGCUGGUGGUCUAAACGGCUGCCAUAGUGCAAACAACUAGCUAUAACUUAUCAGAGUAUACUCAUAAUCUAGAAGCCACUGCUCGCUUUAGAUAUAUUCAGAAGAGUGCUGUGUGCAAUGGAAUCGACCCCUACAGUCUGGGAAAGAAGGAUUUGUCAUACGAUCUCGAAAACUACCCUUCAGUCGAGUUCCCCGACAUCUCGAACUAUCUGGUGUUGCUGACGUCCUUCUACACCGCAAAACAGAUGAAAGUGUCACCAAGUUUUAGUAUGUCCGUGACUAGAUACAGGUGUGGUGGCAAGCAGUGAGUAGACAGACAAAGUUUAAGUUUCAAUAAAUUCUUAUUAUUUAAAGUUAACAGUAGAUGCACCUGUAAUUCAAAAACAUUAAAAUGAUAACCCAUGCAAAAAAUCCUUUAAAACUCAGUCCAUGCAAUAACUAAAAUCAGCGUGAUCCCACCACCAGAGCGCAGCAGAAGCAGCAAGCAAGCAACACGUGGCCAGCAGCAAUCCCAGCAACCAGCAAGCAAGGCGAUUAAGCAGGAGCAAGCGAUCCCAAAAUCAGCAGCAGUUAGCUUAGCAUAACAUGCUCGGUACCGUCCCUUCCAAUCAGCUCCUCCUCCCUACAUCAGGUUGGCACUGAACGAUGCCUCCGAAGGAGAGAAAGAGGGUCUCAGCAGUGGAGAGUGCCGUCACAGCCAACAGAAUCGUGGGUAGGCAAUGUAGCUCAAAAAAUGUACUUACUUUGCCUGGGUGUGGCUUAACCACGACCCAGAUGAAGUAUCAAACGCGUUCUACACACACAAUGUGGAAACCACAGUUGAAUGCCGGCACCCUCUGUUGCGCUCCGCUUGCUCUGCCGUGCUCUCUUUCCUGGUCGGUCACAUCUGGGUGUGGCUUAACCACGACCCAGAUGAAGUAUCAAACGCGUUGUACACACACAAUGUGGAAACCACAGUUGAAUGCCGGUGCCCUCUGUUGCGCUCCGCUUGCUCUGCCGUGCUCCCUUUCCUGGUCGGUCGUGCCUGGGUGUGGCUUAACCACGACCCAGAUGAAGUAUCAAACGCGUUGUACACACACAAUGUGGAAACCACAGUUGAAUGCCGGUACCCUCUGUUGCGCUCCGCUUGCUCUGCCGUGCUCUCUUUCCUGGUCGGUCGUGCCCCUAUUCCUCCUCGCUGGACCCCUAUAAAUAGGAAAAAAACCCACACCUACCCCACCUAUCCCCCAAUCAGUCUUUCCGCGUUUGUAAUAGAAUUGACUUUGCCAUUGUCCGAUCAUAAGGAACACCUGUGAGUUGUUAGUUUCAGGCCACACACUAAAUUAGAUCACACAGCAAACAAUCACAGCAACCGUGGAUUACACAGCACACACAAAAAAACACACUGUGACAAAAGUGUGUAAGAGUAUGGAGCCUUACAACUUUUUUUGUAUGUGGCUGGGUAAAGGACCUCAGCUUCAAGUCACUGCCGAAUGAAUCCUGUAUUGUUUUUGCCCGUGUAUGUUUUUUUUUAAAGCUUUUCGUUCACGUCUUUACAAUGAAGCGCUGCAAGUUGAAGUGUAAACAAACAACAGUUCGCUUGAUUCUCACUUGUGUUGGCUCUUAUCUCUCAGGUAAAUCAUUCACAAAGAUAAUCAGAAACCCCUUUAAAGACCUGGAUCUUAGUUAAACAAGACGGAGAAGUGAUCACGGCGCAUUGUAACUGUACGGCUGGGGAAGAAUUUUGUCACGGCCUUCAUGCAUAUGGACUUUGUAAGGAGUAAACAAAGAAACAGCUGGGGACUUUAGCACUUCAUGACUAAAAAAAGUACUGUGAAAUAACGACACAUAGCAAGAAAAGUACUUGGAAAACACUGAGAGGGAAAUGCAAACCUUUCACCAAGUGAUCACUGCAAACUCGAGCAUGCUCCGACUCGGCUCCCUUCGAUUUCAGUGAGAGGUUCAAAAGCCACCUUUCUCCACGUCUUUUUGUGAAAUCCUGUGUUCAUUCACCCUUUUUUAUUAGUUCACGGGGAACCCUGAAGGAACUUUUAUCAGUUUCAUGGUUUGAUCAAUUCGAACAACCUAAAACAAUGCAAGCGUAAGGCAUUUUUCAUGCAAGCAAUGCACCUUCUCCGUACAAACGCUUUGUCAACUGAGCUUUGGGAGACCACCAGCUAAAGUUUUGAAUAACUAAUGAGGCGGAUGUGACGUCACAUGAAACCCAGCAAUAAGCUAAAUGAACAGAAUAUGAAUAGAAAUAUAAAUAUAAAAGCAUAAAUGAAACAUGAAUGAGAUGUAAAUUAUAGAAAAAGUGCAAUCUGUUCCUGUACAUAUAACUGUAAGUUCUAUAAAUAAUAUAUUAUCUGUGACAUGCUGAAUGUCAGGAUCGACUGACACUGAGAUUCUUCAGUAAUACUGACAUCAAAACAUCUCAGUCACUUCAUCAUAUCACACAGAAGAAAUACAUACACAUCCAGAACACUCCUCUCUCUCUCUCUCUCUCUCUCUCUCUCUCUCUCUCUCUAAAGAGCAUUAUAUCUCUACGUCUUCCAUUCGAGUUGAAUUCAGGGGCUCUGGCAAUCUCAGUUGUUUGGGAUCUUUUUAACAGAGCAGUUUUAUGUGUGUGUGUGCGCGUGUGUGUGUGUGUGUGUGUGUGUGUGUUGAGGAUUGAUUUUGAUCUGUUUAGCCAAACUGAAACAUGAAGGAAUGUUGGUACACAGUAGACACAUAAUUCACUGAAUGUGUGGCAGCAAUAAGUGCAGAAUGUAAAAACGUCUCUCUUUGUGCUGUAUGGUUUUAACCUCUGAGGGCGGGGCUCUGUGUCUGUGUCUGUCAAUGUGCUGAUGUCGAAAACUUCAUCCGGAUAUCAUUAGUGCAAAACUGUCCAUGUUACUGAUGUUUUCAGGAACUAGGGAGAUGCUCUGAUCUCAAAAGGCAAUACUUGUUGUUCUUUCUUGUUUGUUCCAUGGAGAUUGCAGCUUAAUUUCUUUCUUGUGUCUCUCACCUGUGCACAUGUAUGUUUGGCAUCACACAAAGGGGGGGAAAAAAGCCAGAGAAGGCCGUACAUUUUCUCGAGAAGUGUGUUCCAGUUUCCAGUGGAGACACCACGAGUCGAACACGCACGUGUGCAAAUAUAGGUGUUGUUUUGGUGCAAAUUACAGCAGGACGUGAUGACUACGAUCGUUAAUUUUGAAGGAAUGCACGAUAGUUUAAUAUCUAUUUGUAAAUUAACUCCAGCAGAAAUAAAAACAAGAAUAGUACAUAUUUACGGUGCAUUAAAAAUGGCGUUCCGAGAGAACCGCUCGUCGUGACUGGAGAGAGCGUAGGGUACAGCAGCGUGUCAGGACAGCACUGUGUAGAAAUAAAUCAACUCCGAAAUGAACAGAAAUGGACAUGAAUGUUUGUUUGUAUGAGCACAUUUUAAACUAAAGCAGAAUUCCCUUUCGCUUGCUGUACUGGAAUGUUCUCUGGCUUGCAGUGCAAAUUUAUUGGCUAAGCCUUUUCCUCUAGACAUUCUUGCCGCCAUUGUUUAAUUGCUUAAGCAUGCCUAAGAAAUAUAGACUUAUAAACGAUAAAAUCAUGAAAUAUACAGUAUGCUUGCAGUGCACAUUCUUGUAGCCGUUCUUUUUGUUCUGACUUAAGCAUGCAUAAGCAAUACGGACUUAAUACUGAAUAGAACACAAUGUUAAAUGAAAACAACCUCGAAUAAACCUCUUAAGGAUGUUUUAGUAACUCUGUACUUAGCGCAAUGCCAUAUUACAUGAUCAAAUUUCACAAUAGGUGAGUAGUAACGUGAUAUGAAAAGAAACGAGUGCCUGCAUGUCUCAAGAGCAUUCUGGUGCAUUCAAAUGGCUCAAUGUAGUCUUUUAACCACCAAGUACACUUUACUGGUUUUAAUAUUUUAUUUCAUUAUUAUUAUUAUUAUUAUUAUUAUUAUUAUUGCUGUUGUUGUUGUUGUUGUUAAACCAUGUCAUUGUUAUCAGCAGAUGCACCAACUCUGUUGUUGUAUUAUUUAAAACAAACAAACAAACAAACCAACAAACAAACCCCGCCCACUUGGUCUGACGGAGCCAGCUUCACUGAUUUAUAUCUGUUAUAGACUGAGAACGGUUUGUGUUGCUGGUUUCUCAGUCACGGCCUGUGCACAUGGGGUUGAUGGAAGCUCAUCCUGCCAAAACUAAUACUUUCUUAUUGUAAAAUAUUGUGUGCCUAAAAAUAUAAAGUGACAUUUUUUUCAUCUAUAAAGAACACAGAAUUUUAAAAAUAGGCACACUUCUCCAGCAAACAAGACACUUAGACCUGAACUUUGACCCUUACAAGGCAGCGAAAUCAUGAGAUUAUGAAAUGACCAACUGGAACAGAUCCGUCUCUCACUGCCAAGCCACAGCUCCAUGAGAUCUGCUCUCCACUCGACACAUUCCACUCCAGAGAGCGCUCUCUCUUUUUAUACGCAAGUUUCAAGAUAAAGCUGAAAUUCAUAACAGAGCAAAACUAUUCUAUACCGUAGGAAACACACACACACAUAUAUAACAAGUACACAAUUAAAAGAAAACAAGUUUUUAAUCACAUAUUCAGUCAAUUUCAGCACUGAAACAAAAAUCCUAGCUUAUUGAUACCGUAUCUCUUCCCCUGUUGCACAGGUCCUCUGAAGGAAGUUUAAUUUUUUUUUCUUAAUAGAGCUUCUGAGCGUGUCUGUGUGUACAAACACUGGAGUAGUUGCUUAUUCACAACUUCACAAGAUCUGUCCUCAUGGCCUUGAAAAUGCUUAGAAACCUCAUUGAGAUGAGCUCUAGAAAGCCAUUGUGCACUCAGCUUCUCUGACUCUCUGUAACAGUCUGUCAUUCUCCUUUACUAUGCACUUCAGUAGCAGAUUAUAAUACUAAAAAGAAUAUCAGAAAUAAAGGUUUUCAUAAAAAAA